CUUUUACCAAUUUUUCAGGAUCCGAGAUCAGAUUUAUACCUAAAAUCUGAUUGAGCCAAUUGAAUUUGAUUAUUUAGUAAAAACAUCCCUGCCGCACUACAACUAGAUGACUCCCUCCUUCUUAUCCCUCCACAGUUAGAGUCUAGAUCUCUAUCCUUUUCACAAAUUUACUAAUAUAAAGUUAAAUUAUACUAUCAUUGUAGAUGAUCUGCCUAUGUAAUUGUAACGAUAUCAGUUAUAAAAUAUAGUAUAUAUAUAUAGCUAGCGUAAAGUACUGUAAUAUUAUAGUAUGCGUUUAUCUCUCUCUCUCACUAACAAAUCUCGAAUUCUCAUCCAUCCCCCAAUUUCAAAAUUGCUAUUUUUUAACCCAACCAACCAACCAACCAAAUAUAAAUCACGUUUUAUAAUUAUCAACAAUAUUUGAUUUCACUUCUUUAUCAUCAAUUGACUCGUUAUAGACAUGCUUUCAUCUACUUUAAGAUCCAACGUCAAACGUUCAAUCACUGCUCGUUCAAUUGGUUCCUCCAUUGGAGCCAUUAGAACUAAAGUCUCCUUACCUGAUUUAGAUUGGGAUUUUGGUGCUUUAGAACCACAUAUUUCAAGUCAAAUUAAUGAACUUCAUUAUACUAAGCAUCAUGCUACUUAUGUUGCUGGUUAUAAUCAAGCCAUUGAACAACAUGCUGAAGCCAAGGCUAAAGGUGAAGUUAAAAAAACCAUUGAAUUACAAAAAUUAAUUAAUUUCCAUGGUGGAGGUUAUACUAAUCAUUGUUUAUUCUGGAAAAAUUUAACUCCUGAAAAGCAAGGUGGUGGUGAACCUCCAACUGAUGAUAGUGAAUUUGCUAAAAGAAUCAUUGAACAAUAUGGUUCUUUAGAUAAUUUAAAAACUAUUACCAAUGCUAAAUUAGCUGGUAUUCAAGGUUCAGGUUGGGCUUUUAUCGUUAAAAAUAAAGAAAAUGGUGGUUCUCUUGAUGUUGUCACUACUGCCAAUCAAGAUACUGUUACUGGUCCACUAGUCCCAUUAGUUGCUAUUGAUGCUUGGGAACAUGCUUAUUACUUACAAUAUCAAAAUGUUAAAGUUGAUUAUUUCAAAGCUAUUUGGAAUGUUAUCAAUUGGAAAGAAGCUGAAAAGAGAUAUUUAGUUAAUUAAAUUAGUUAGUUAUUUCCCGUUCUAUGUUCCUUUUAAAGAUUUAACUAUCUUUCAAUAUAAAAUCAUAUUCUGAUCUAUUUAAA
This is a messenger RNA of Scheffersomyces coipomensis, 1230 nucleotides long. It is a transcript of the gene SOD2, whose product is annotated as superoxide dismutase. Gene Ontology annotation, cellular component: mitochondrion. Bases 461 to 1147 code for a protein of 228 amino acids. The transcript has a single exon. Gene Ontology annotation, biological process: superoxide metabolic process. Gene Ontology annotation, molecular function: superoxide dismutase activity; metal ion binding. NCBI's taxonomy places the organism in Eukaryota, Fungi, Ascomycota, Pichiomycetes, Serinales, Debaryomycetaceae. The record is from RefSeq and is a predicted model, not a curated record.